AUGGUCAUGAAUAUUUUCAGUGGCUUUGCCGCCUCUGGCAUCCUCAUGAUCAUGCUCACUAUCGUCCGAGUUUGCACAAUCAUCACACUCGUCUCGGUCAUGACAUCUUGCUGGGUCCUUGCCAUCAAGAUCGACAUGGGCAAGCCUUGGUUCUUCUUUGAUGCCGCCUCGCUUGUUUUCAUGAGCGGCAUCUGCCUAUUUCUGGUACUGUCCGAGCUGCCGUUUGGCAAAGUCUUCUUCAUGAACCACUGGCCGGCCUUCUCCACUAGAUCUAGUUUGGGUUGGCUCGGCCUUGCACUUGUCGUUAUUGGCUGCAACGUCCUGGGCAAGCUCAACAAUCCCAACGUUGAGCGAAGGGACAUUGGAGGACCAUGGUACUCGCUGGUGCUGGCAUCUGGAAUCCUCAGUCUCAUCAUGGGCGUGCUCAACCUCAUUGGCACCCUUGCUAGUAUCCCUAAGGGUGGUGCUCGCCAGGUUCGCUCAUGGGGCAACCAGGAGCCUAUUCCGGAUGAGCUCCCUUACCACAAGCCCAUCGAUUCAGAAAAGUCUCCAAUCGCCAAGCCUCUCAAGAUCUUCGACCUAUUCCGAGGCCGCAGUAAGAAUUCCUUUGAUAUCCCAGGCCCUGAGCCAACUUCAGCUUACCGUUACCCCGAGUCUAACGCAGCGUCGCGUGGCGGCAACCCCGCGCGUCAUCACUCCGGUCGACGGUCAAGCGAUGACCUCGAGUUCAACCCGGUCUCUCCGACGGGACCUCCGCCGCCCAUGUCGCAGCACCCUGCAUUCGCUACCAGUUAUGCUGAGAGCGUGUAUCCGGAUGAAGAGCCGUCUUGGUCCAAGUCCAACAAGCUGGAGGUGCCGCCGAUGCCUCACCCUGCAGUGGUGGAUGAUGCUGCAUCGCUCGCGCCCCCGGGCGUCAAGCACAACCGGUAUUCCCUCUCUUCAUUGAACCGGUGGAGUCGGCAGACCAGGAAAUAG
Messenger RNA from Emericellopsis cladophorae, 975 nucleotides. RefSeq lists its product as uncharacterized. The transcript has a single exon. The record is from RefSeq and is a predicted model, not a curated record. NCBI's taxonomy places the organism in Eukaryota, Fungi, Ascomycota, Sordariomycetes, Hypocreales, Bionectriaceae. Bases 1 to 975 code for a protein of 324 amino acids.